GAACCAGUGCCUUGAAAAAUGUUCCGGAAAAUCGUGAUGCUCGCCCUUUGUUCGGGUACAUACGCGUUACUCGACAGUGAUAUUGAUUUAGCCGAUGGGGUGAAAUUAGUAAAUGUGCCUAUAUCUAAUAGCUUGGAGGAAUCUGGGCGAUCGCUCGGCGAUUCUAUGUUGUUUAGAAUGGCGAAGUUUCUACAAGGACAUGAGUUGCACGUAAAAUUGCCGAAUCUGAUCGAAAAGGAUAAGCUUAGUCGGGUUUUCCAGGAAUCACUGAAGGUUGUUGACGAGUCGUAUAAGGAAAGCAAUGGUACAGGGCGUGGUAAGGGCGAUGGCGGAGGUUCAAUGGCCUUAUUAGGGCUCAUGUUCGCGAAAACCCUAGGGGCUGCUGGAAUCGGCGGUUUGGGAUUGCUCACGAUGAAGGCGUUAGCAGUGUCAGCCCUCGCUUUAUUGCUGUCAGCGAUUGUUGGUGUCAAGAAGUUGACCUCUCAUGAUGAUCACGACGAUCACCAGGUGAUAUACGCUGGCCACCAUGGUCAUCAUAGACGGAGACGAGAAAUAAUCACACCUCUGCCAUACCAGGGAUGGACUGAGUACCAGAAUUAAUAGUUUUUAAUGCUUAUUUAUUUGUAAAUAAAUUAUUUAUUUAAC
Messenger RNA from Pieris rapae (cabbage white), 645 nucleotides. RefSeq lists its product as uncharacterized. The record is from RefSeq and is a predicted model, not a curated record. The transcript has 3 exons. The coding region runs from base 19 to 600 and encodes 193 amino acids. Lineage: Eukaryota; Metazoa; Arthropoda; Insecta; Lepidoptera; Pieridae.